Messenger RNA from Linum trigynum, 4414 nucleotides. The record is from the annotation of a GenBank genome assembly. Lineage: Eukaryota; Viridiplantae; Streptophyta; Magnoliopsida; Malpighiales; Linaceae.
GAAAAAUAAAAAAAAUUACACCUUGUGAACCGAAAAAGAAAGAAUGUUAAACAUAAUACUAUAGUCGUUAAUGAAAAUCAAUAUUAUCUAAAACAAAGGAGAUCGCCUAGGCACUCCUUUCCUUCUAUGUUUACGUUUGCUAAUGAUUUCCUUGUCAACAUACACUCUCUUUCUGCUGCCUUUAUCGAUGUUGUCGACCAUCUCAACCUUCCUAACAUUGUCAACUUCUUCUUCUUCUUCUAUGCAGUCCAACAGACUACAAGCGUUACUCAUCUGCAAUCAAAAUUAGUAACAACAUGAUGAUUUUUUUUUCUUCAAACGUAUUGUGAUUUCAUUCAAAUCGCAUAAAAUUCUAACCGUACAAACGAAUGCGAGGAGGUAGUUAAGAAGGCUAGAGCUAUACUUACAUAUUUGCACUCAAUGGAGCAAAACUUGAAACUAGAACCUCCUUCUUGCUGUAUCACCAAUUCUCGUCCGCAUUCUUCACAUAUUGGCAUAUCUCUAUUGCUCAAAGUUUGUCCCCUCAUUGGCCUUGCCUUGAUGUAAACAACGUCCAAAUAAUUGAUCUUGUAAAGCUGAAUAUGUGAGAUGUCCAAGUACUUCCCAAUAACCUUGAUUUUCAGUGUUUCGUACUCCGAAGCUUUAUAUACCUUGAUAAAAUAAGAAAUCAGACAAAAUAAAAAUAAAAAAAAUCAGAAACUCCGACGAAAGAAUUAGUGUUUAAUGACUUUCUCAACAUUAAGUAAAAUAUGACCGACUUACCUGAAAGACCAAGUGACUCUUGUGCUUACCGUUUGAAUCGUUGCACAAAUCACAUAACAUGGCGCCCUUGCAAGUUACGCAGAAGAAAUUGCACUUUCUGUGAUUAUGGCUCUCGCAUUCGCCAUAGAACUUUGCCUUGAGUAGAAGCUCCACUAAUUCUUUUUUAUCCCUCAUGGCUGAUAAUUAAUACUACUAAUCUGACUUCGUUGAACACAUUCUCGCAAUAGAUUGCAGCCUAUAUAUAGAGGCGGAAACCUGAUUUGGGUGGAGACAGUAAACUCCUUUUCUUUGCAGAGUUUGGGAGGUUAAAUCCAUAAAGGAUUUUGAUUUUUGACUGCAAAACAUUGUUAGGAUAGGAUUAGAUGUAUGCAAGUAUGGGCCGAUCAGGUAUAGGCUGUAAAAGCAGGCCCAUUAAAUAAAUACGGUCUUGGAUUUUUACCUUCUAAUCUUUUUGUGGAAAUUUGCUGUUUUGUUACCUGGUUAGUCCAACCCGUUUACUUCCCGAAAAUGUCAUCGAUUCUCUUUCGCUACGCCGCCCGUAAAUCUGCCGGCGGCGGCGGCGGCGGCGGCCCCAAUUUCCGGCAGGCUUUGUGUUAUUCCCUAUCCCUGCUCGACGGCUCGACGGUCGGCGCAUUGUCGGCAAGUGCGAAGCCUGAAUUCUCGAAUAAUCAGCUUCUGCGCCACUUCUCGCGUUUCUCUCGUGUCGCUUCUAGUUCCGACUUCCCGCGGGAAAUUGCGAGACCGUGCGGCCUGAAUUUGAGGUUCGCGGGGAGGAUUUCGACGCUAUCGAACAAAGAAAAUCGAGGCAAAGGGGAGGAGCCUUUGAAGGCGGAGGUUUCGUGGAUUGAUCUCUACUUACCGAGAUAUGUACGGCCUUACGCCAAGCUCGCGCGGCUCGAUAAGCCGAUUGGGACUUGGCUACUCGCUUGGCCUUGUAUGUGGUCAAUUUCGAUGGCGGCUCAGCCCGGCCAUCUACCGGAUAUAAAGAUGAUGGCUCUGUUUGGCUGUGGGGCGUUGCUUUUACGAGGAGCUGGUUGCACGGUUAAUGACCUUCUCGACAGGGAUAUUGACACCAAGGUAGAGCGCACAAGGUUAAGGCCGAUUGCUAGUGGUCUUUUGACACCAUUUCAGGGGCUAUGUUUCCUCGGCUCUCAAUUGCUUUUGGGUCUUGGAAUUCUCCUUCAACUGAACGAUUAUAGCAAGAUUUUGGGAGCAUCAUCAUUGUUACUGGUUUUCUCGUAUCCUCUCAUGAAGAGAUUCACCUUUUGGCCUCAAGCGUAUCUGGGUUUAACGUUUAACUGGGGAGCUUUGUUAGGUUGGUCUGCUAUAAGAGGAAGUCUAGACCCAGCUAUUGUGUUGCCACUGUAUGCGAGUGGAGUGUUCUGGACUCUCGUGUAUGACACUAUAUAUGCACAUCAGGAUAAGGAAGACGAUCUGAAAGUGGGUGUUAAAUCUACAGCAUUGAGAUUUGGGGAUUCAACUAAGCUAUGGAUCACUGGGUUUGGAAUUGCAUGCGUUAGCAGUCUUGCUGUCAGUGGAUUUAAUGCCGAUCUUGGAUGGCCAUAUUAUGUAAGUUUAGCAGCAGCAUCCGGACAAUUAGCUUGGCAGAUUCAGACGGUCGACCUAUCCAGUCGAGCUGAUUGCAACAGGAAAUUUGUGUCGAACAAAUGGUUUGGCGCUAUCAUCUUCAGCGGGGUUUUAUUCGGCAGACUCCUGCAGUAGCGAUAAAUAACACACCGAAUACAUGUACACAGGACUCAGGAGUAAUGCUUGCACAUCCCUAUCACAGGUAGAGGUGAAAUAUGGGAAUGAUGGUCGUGGAAGUGUCAAAGAAGGCUCUUGGCCUCAUCAUGGCUGGUGUCUAAGAAGGUAGAGUCGCAAAAGGCCCAUAAUUAACUGUGUUAGGUUUUCAUUCAUUAGUGACAAAUCGAUGGCAGAAAAGAAGCAGGAUUGUUUUCCAUUGUAUCAGUUUAAUUAAGAAAACUUCUGAUUCGUUCAUUCAAGUAAGGCAUCAAUAACUUUUUUGGGAAUUUGUUAUAAACAUAAGCUGAUAUUGAUAUUUGACAAAAUGGUCAUAUUCUAUAGGAUGAAUCAUAGAUAUACAUAUACUUGAAAAGAGUAUUGCUUGCAGAACAUGAACAUCAAGCAACACACUAACUCGAAUCAGAACUGCUAUGAGUACUUCUAAUAGCAAUACAAAAUUAAGAACAUACUCCUUUCCACCUGCAUGAGAGAAAAGUUUUAACGCGCAUGAAAUGAACAUAAGAGUUAUAAGUUAAACCAAGUUUGGCCUAUAGCUAGCUACCAACAGAUGUUUCUCCAGCUUCAGUAUGGGAAGAUGUAAACUUGGUCGGAUUUCUCUUCACCUUCUAGGCGUUGAACUUUCUAUGAUCAUACAUCUCAUUCUUACCAUACUCGAAUCAUCUCAUUCUUACCAUACUCGAACUUUCCCACGGGAGGAUGGGAGACUGCUUUCUGGCAGUAGAUGCAACCGUUGCGAAUCAAAUCUACAUGCAGAGCGAAAUCAGCAUUGUCAUUAAUCUCGUGUAUCUAUCUGUCUAUGUAUAAGCAAAGUUACUAAACACCCUAAACUGAAUGCAGUUAUUGUUAUCACGAUGAUGCUCGAAUCAGAUAGAUACACACAAUAACUACUCAACUCGCGAUUGAGGCCAAGAUGCUGAUACAACACAACAACUAAUAUGAUAUAAGAUCGAUGUGAGGCCAAACAACAAUCAAUCUCCUACUCUAUACAAAAUAAGGGGAUGAUCAUGAUCUAAUGAAAUAAGCAAGCUAGUCAUGCAGGUACAUACCAAGUUAACAAACAAAUAUAAAAAAAAAAGAUUAAAAUAAAGAGUUAACAAAUAUGCUUAAACAUCCCAUAAACUAAAUACUCGUAAUAAAAGACGGGGAGAAUAUCAUGAUAACACUCUAGGAGUAGUCCUAUUCACGAUCCGAGGGGUCAUGUUUAAACUCCACUGCUCUCUUCAAGAGUUAAGUGUAGCUAUCCCAAGAAAGCGUUACUGAAAUCGACGAAUGUCACCCGGACGCCUUCAAUAACAACCGGCAAAAGGUAAAAGCAGGCGGCCAGACGAAGUGGCUAACAUUCCAAUAAGAUAGGAUUAGAAAUAUCGCCAUUCAUGAUGACGUGGGAAUCGAUUCAAUAGUUCUAACAAGACCCAAUCAUAUGAUUUCGUCGUUGAUCACGUCCACCUUGAUGGGUGCAGAAAUCUUGACCGGACCAUUUUAAUGACCGGUUGGCUGUUUCACUGGUCCACCCAUGUGGUCUGGUCUGGUUUAAUAAUAACUAAUAAGGAUAUAAAUGUAAUCUUUCUUUCUUUGGGGUUCUUUAUUAUGAACAACAUGCUUUUCAGUUUGCUUGGAGCCAAGGUUGUCAACCCGCGGGUCGACCCACGGGUUGACCCACUUUAACAUGACCCGGUGAGAAUAAUGGGCCGCACGCACCCGCCGGGUCGACCGCUACAAGGUAUCGGGUUGGAGGUCAAAUUGUGUCAUUUUUUCUUUGAUUUGCGAAAUGCGUCUAUUUUUUGAUUUUUCUUUUCGCCUAACUCUAUCUUUGGAAUCCUAAGUUAAACAUUUGAAUAUAUAUGUUAUAUAAGUGUGUGUAAAUUUUCAAUAUAUGUUGGAUCUAAGU